Molecule: messenger RNA, 386 nt
Organism: Cajanus cajan (pigeon pea)
Lineage: Eukaryota; Viridiplantae; Streptophyta; Magnoliopsida; Fabales; Fabaceae
Source: RefSeq, a predicted model, not a curated record
AUCAUCGAGAAAUGGAAACGAAGCGAAUCGGAAGCCAUCUCUCUCUGGCUUUCUUGUAGCAACGCACUCGAAUGCGGUUCAGUUUUUGAGGUGUGGGGUUUUGAAGAACACACAGUAACGGUUCCCCUAUGGCGGUGCCGCUCUACGAGACGCGACAUCACGCUUCCAAUUACUCUCCUCAACACCAGAACCAACAACAGGUGAACGAGAGCGCCAAGGGUACCUUGUUGUCUCUGCUUUCUUCUCGAGGCGUGAGCCAGCUCAAGGAGAAAUGGACCGAAUAUAACCAACCGAAGAGGCUCAGAAGAUUGCUGGCGCUGUUUGUUUCCGGCACGGCCAAACACGUCGCAGUUGCCGCGGGAAAUCAUGAGCAUACGCAGCUAUAA